Trametes versicolor FP-101664 SS1 is the source of this 846-nucleotide messenger RNA. RefSeq lists its product as uncharacterized. The record is from RefSeq and is a predicted model, not a curated record. The coding region runs from base 1 to 846 and encodes 281 amino acids. Lineage: Eukaryota; Fungi; Basidiomycota; Agaricomycetes; Polyporales; Polyporaceae. The transcript is spliced from 2 exons.
AUGGAUUCAACCAAUCCUCGAGCACAAGACACGUCCGCUACUAGCGAGACUCCGAGCACGAGCGAGUCUAGUCCUGCACUCGACGGACGCUACAAGAACCUAGUGGCCCUAUCACUAUUCGGCACCCUCAUUUUCUUCGCUAUUGGGGUCGCUGCGCUUCAGAACGCCUUCCUCGCGCUCAUCGCCCACCUCAUCCUCGCCCACUGCGCCGUCCCGCCGAUCAAUGGCCCGUUCGCUGCAGCCAGCCUCAAGGCGACGUUCGUGCUAUCGCUGAUCAACACACCCUUCGUCCUCCUCCCCGAGUUCCUCCACACGGCGUACGCCUUGUUGCAAACUGGCUUCAAUCUAGAGUCGUUCCGUACCCGCAGAGCCGCCUGCGGUAACAGACGCCCCUCUACAGGCCGGCUCAAUGCGCAGCGAGCCAUGCGCCACGUCCUGAUGGCAUCCUCCGGCCCUGUAGGCUCCCUCGUCUACCGUGCGCUGUGGUGCUCGCCGGAGGGAUGCGCGGCUUUGGACCCGCUGCACGCCGCCGUCGCCGCCAUCGCGGGAAGGGUGCUGCUUUGGGGCUACCUAUUCGUCCGCAAAUGCUUCGCCGAAGACGUGUCGGAGGAGCUGGAGAGCCUGCGCCAGGAGCAGCUCAACGUGGAGCGUGACGGGCUAGACAAGCAGUCGGCUAGAGCGAAGGAUGUGAUGCUCGCGUGCCGCAUCAAGGAAGACGACCUCACCAAUCCCAAUACUAUGCAGCUGGAGCCCACAUCAUCUACUGCGUGUCUACUUGGCGCCGUUCAAAGGCUGCGUGGUGAUUACACAGACCCGCCUGGCAGCCAUGAACUGGACCUAGAGUAG